CGGUGUAAGUGAGGCACGGCGACAGAGUUACGAUAGUUUCCCUUAGCAGUUAAGUCAGCAUACCGUGAAGCAAAUGAUUCAUUGGAAGAGGAAAAUAUAUUCCGGCAACGCGUACUUGGACGGAAAGCAAAAACGACCCGAUUUGCUACGCACAAGUAAUAUGGGAAGAUGUAUCGCUGUUUAGUGCAGUCAACAGCCUUGGGCAACAAAUAUGGCUUCUUGUGCCUUUUUCUGUUUGCUGUAAAAAUUGAUCUCCCAUGCAAUUUAGUGCAAUGGUGGUUCUGGCGAAGUUCUGCGAGCCCCAAUAAGUUGCUUGUUGAAUAAUCGGGUGGUGCUUUUGGAAGCUAAGGACAUCAUAACAUCUGAGCUGGCCAUCUAGUUAGCUUGAGAGCUACGGAACUACAGCGAACAGCAAUGGAGCCAAAGCACAAAGAGUUGUUAGACCAGUGCCACCAGAACUUAUUGGAGUCCAUAACAGACGCGGACCGGCUGAUAGAGUUGCUGAUAGUUUCUGGUACCCUGAGCCAACUUGACCGAUUUGAAUUGGACCAGAACUGUUCGUCCAGCGCGGAGAAAGUAGACCAUCUUCUGAAGAUGCUGAUGAAUAAGGAUAGCGACCAUUUCUUAGACCUGUGUGUGGCCCUGGAGAAGGCGUACCCUGACCUGUAUUCCGCUCUUUUCAGCGGCAGCGGUGGUGGACCUGUGGACCACUCCACUGGUUCUACAUACAGCGUUCUCUCCACCAUGCCCUCGGACUCUGAAAGCAGCAGCUCCCUCAGUAGUGUUGGUUCGCCUGUAAAUGGUGAAGCUUCCUCCCCACCCCCAGCCAUGAACGACAACCGGCCAUCCGGCGACAACCUGGACACUAUUCUGUUCCAGCUCCGCCAGGUGACCAGGGAGAGGGAUGAGCUCCGCAAGCGCCUGGCUCUGGCAUCGCCUGGGACCACCUUCGAUGACUGCAGGCCAAAUUCCAAAGCCAGCCAUGACUAUGAGCGUCUGAAGAGCCAGUGUAUGAGGGCCAUGGCCGACCUGCAGUCGCUCCAGAACCAGCACACUAAAACACUCAAGAGGUGCGAGGAGGCUGUUAAGGAGGCUGACUUUUACCACAUGCUGCACAGCCGGGUGCUGAGCGAACAGUCACAGCUGAAGGAAGAGAUUGAAGCGCUGAGGAGGGACAACGCCCAGCUGGUCAGGGAGCACAACCACGUGAAGCAGAGCUGCGAGGAGCUAAAGAGGCUGCACAGUGAAGAUCAGAAAGAGGUGGCAGACCUCCGGCUGCAACAACAACAGGUAAUGAGGGAGAAAGGCUCAUCAGAAGUGCUGAACAAGCUGUACGACACGGCCAUGGACAAGCUGGAGAGCAUUAAGAAGGAGUAUGAUGCUCUAAGCAAGCGCUACAGUGAGAAGGUGGCCAACCACAACACGGACCUGAGCCGGCUUGAGCAGGCCGAGGAGGAGAAUCGGCGGCUGCAGAAGCAGAUGGACGCGCUGCUCAAACAGCGUGACUCGGCCAUGCACUACCAACAGCAGUACUCCACCUCAAUGAGAAGGUUUGAUUCAGUACAGCAGGAGCUGAACAAGUCCUCAGCCCAGAACAAGGAGCUUCAAAGAGAGAUGGAACGGCUGCAGUCGGAGGUGACACGCUACAAGAACUUCCAGCUGAAGGCAGCCAAGGAUUGCGAGAAAUACAAGGAGGAGAGGGACUCCGUGUUCAAUGAGUACCGUCUCAUCAUGAGUGAGAGGGACCAGGUGAUCAAGGAGCUGGACAAGCUGCAAACGGAGUUGGAGGCAGCUGAAGCCCGACUCAAAAACACUUCCUCAGAGAGGGUGGUAGCCAGUGAGGAGAUGGAGGCACUCAGACAGGAGCUGAACUCGUCACUGGUGGAUCGCGACAGGGCCAUAUGUGAGAGGAACGAACUGCUUGAGAAGUACUGCCAUGAGGUGAAGGACAAGGCCGAAGCCCAGAAAGAGCUGAGCCAGGCCUGCAAGGACAUUGAGACGGUGCGGGAAGAGAGGGAUGUGGCCCGCAAGGAGAGGACUGAGGCCAUCAUUCAGAGGGACCAGCUCCUCAGAGAGUACUACCAGGCCAGACAGAAACAAGACUCAGCCACCCUGGACAUGGAACGGGCCAACAAGGAGAUUGAGAUGCUGAGGAAACAGUAUGAGGCCAUGUCCCAGGAGCUGAAGGAGGCCACACAGGAGGCUGAGGUUGCCAAAUGUCGACGGGACUGGGCCUUCCAGGAGCGGGACAAGAUAGUGGCUGAGAGGGAGAGCAUACGGACUCUGUGUGAUAACCUGCGCAGGGAAAGGGACCGUGCAGUCAGCGAUCUUGCUGAUGCUCUGCGAAAUCUGGAUGACAUGAGGAAGCAGAAGAACGAUGCAUCGAGAGAGCUCAAGGAGCUAAAAGAGAAGAUGGAGAGCCAGCUGGAGAAGGAGGCCAGGUUUUGUCAGCUAAUGGCCCACAGCUCUCACGACUCAGCGAUCGACACAGACUCGUUGGAGUGGGAGACAGAGGUGGUGGAGUUUGAGAAGGACAGGGAUGACAUGGAUUUGAAGGCACUUGGGUUUGAUAUAGCAGAGGGGGUAAAUGAUCCAUAUUUACCAGGAGACUGUGGAAUAUUUGUGACGAGGGUGGACAAAGGAAGUAUUGCAGAUGGAAGGUUAAGGGUGAAUGAUUGGCUGUUGAAAAUUAAUGACGUUGACCUGGCCAAUAAGGACAGGAAGCAAGUGGUGAAGGCAGUGCUUAACGGCGGAGGCUUAAUCAACAUGGUGGUACGAAGAAGGAAGUCCCUGGGAGGUAGACUGGUCACGCCUGUCCAUAUCAACCUUAUGGGACACAAAGACAGUGGUAUUGGUCUGGAGAGUGGGGUGUUUGUUACUGCCAUUGUCCAGGGCAGUCCAGCAGCCAGAGAAGGCUCUCUGACUGUUGGAGACAGACUGAUCGCUAUAAAUGGCAUCGCUCUGGAUAACAAAUCGGUUACGGAGUGCGAAGCUCUGUUGAGAAACUGCAGGGACUCACUCAGCCUCUCUCUCAUGAAGUUCUUCCCUCACAGCACGUCGGGCCAGAACAUAUUUGAGAGCUUACGCGAGUUGUCAGAGAAGUCAAACGGUCGCAUUCACCUGUCAGAGGUUCACUCCCGGAACAGCCGCAACCUCAAACACAACAGCUCCACACAGACUGAUAUUUUCUGCACUGACCUUGGCAGUGCCAGCACGGCUAGCAUGCCCGGGGACAGGAGAAAGGUCAGAGGGGAAAUUGAUGAGGUGGGGGUCUUCGGAGACAUCAGGAAGCCCUUUUCCACGGGCUCCCUGCACGCCACCAGUCUCCGGCCUGCCUCUGAAUUGGGUCCUAGCCGCUAUGGUGGCAGUGCCUUCCAGGAGUGCUGCCCCUACACCAAGGCCCCAUCCUCAUUGCCCUAUGACCCUGUCUCCCCCUCAGACUGCAUCACUGUGGAAACCACCCUGGAAAAAAAGCACAGUGGGGGCACAUGGCCCAAAGUAAUGGUAGGAGGCAUGACCGUAGCACCAGAGAGCACCAGCCCAGUCACAGCAGCUACCCAGCUCUCCAUCUACAAGUCACCCAAGCAGAGGAAGUCCAUAUUUGACCCAGACACCUUCAAACGCCCUGAAACACCCUCCUCCAAGAUGGAGUACAUGGCAGCCAACCAGAUUGCUGUUGUUGCUGUUGCAGCCGCGUCCCACUCACCACAGCUUUCAAAGACUGAAUCCCUCUCCUCAUCCUCUACCCCCACCCCAAUCCCGCCAACCCCUCCCACUCGCAGUGACUCCUUUAAAUUCAAACACAAACAUCAGAGCAGCUCAGCCUCCGAUUGCACCAUCACUUCCGAUGGCAUGGGAGAGGCUGCCAUCUCCACGGCAGCGGGGGAGAGCAGGGAGAGGGGCGAACGUGAAAGGGACAGGAAUGGAAACCACUUCUUCCUGGACGGGAAAGUCCUGACCUCGAGGAAGUCAUGCGAUGAGGACAUUGGCCGAAACAGAGGGGAGGAGCCAGAAGUCAAGAGGCCACGCCCCAAAUCCGCACCUGCCCUGCGCCGUAGGAUGACCCCUCAGACCAUCACGCUCCCCUCCUUCCAGAGCUACUCCAAUGAUGAGCAUUCUCCAGAGCCCAGAGAGAUGCUUCGGUCCUCGCCCAACCGCUCCCACAGGCACAGCGUAGGCUUUGUCCCAACAGUCUACAAUGGCACCCUACCUCCGAAUUCGGCUCACCGGGGUUUGGCUCCAUGCCCGGCUGUGACAGCCGUGAUGAGAAACCCGGUGUACACGGUGCGCAGCCACCGCGUACACACCAGCAACUGUCCCUCCGUUGCCUCCCAGAUCUGCCUCCAGCAUAGCCACACCAGCCCACAACACCAGGGUCGUUUAAGUCUGGACCUGAGCCAGCAGAAGCGCACAGGAGAUUACUCCGAGUCAUCAUCGUCGUCCCGCAGUAGCAGAGCCUCACACGGUACAAACUCACUGCCCUCCAGCGCGCGUCUCGGUUCAUCCAAUAACGUCCAGUACCGCACUGAGAGGAUCAAAAUCCCCUCCACUCCCCGCUACCCUCGUUCUAUGCUGGGGUCAGACAGAGGCUCUCUCUCCCACUCAGAGUGCAGCAGCCCCAGUCUCAUCACACCUCCCCAGUCACCUCUCAAUCUGGAGACCUCCUCAUUUGCCAGUAGCCAAUCACAGGGCUCCAUUUCCACUCUGCCCCGGAUCUCAGUCAGCCCUGUGCCAAUUGGAGAGCGCAGGAAAGACAGGCCGUAUUUGGAGGAGCCUCGCAACGUCAUCGUGCACAAAGGGGCGGAGCCACUAGGGAUAUCCAUCGUUGGUGGGGAGAAUGGCGGGAUCUUUGUUUCCAAGGUUACUGGAGGUAGCAUUGCCCAUCAGGCGGGGCUGGAGUAUGGAGACCAGUUACUGGAGUUCAAUGGCAUCAACUUACGAAGUGCUACAGAGCAGCAGGCUCGUCUGAUUAUUGGCCAGCAAUGUGAUACAAUCACCAUUAUGGCCCAAUACAACCCACACAUGUAUCAGCUCGGCAACCACUCACGCUCCAGCUCCCGCCUGGAGCCAGUCGGCACUCAGACCACCCCCGAGGGGAGUGGGGCCACCACUCCUGAUAAUCACUCCACCAUAGACACACUGAGCGAACAAGAUGAGGGCACCCUCACCCCCUCCUCAAAGCAGACCACACCCACCACCAGCCCACACAGCUUUAUCAGGAUGCCCUCUGAGACCAGCAGGAAGGUGGGUGAGCCACGGCUGGUGACAGUGCGCAGGCCAGGGGUGGAGGUGGGGGUCACGCUCUGUGGAGGGAACCUUCGGGGUGUCUUCAUAGAAAACCUGGAGGAGGACAGCCCGGCCCGGGGCCCUGAUGGUCUGCUAUCCGGAGACCUCAUCCUGGAGUACAACUCAGUGAGUAUGAAGAACAAGACGGCAGAGGAGGUGUAUGUGGAAAUGCUAAAGCCAGCAGAGACGGUCUCGCUUAAAGUGCAGCAUUGCCCAGAUGACUUCAACAUGCUCAAAGACACUCCAGGAGAUGGCUUUUAUAUCAGAGCACUUUACGAGCGGUCGGGCGAAGCCGAGGGGGACCUUAGUUUUAAGAAGGAUGACAUCCUGUAUGUGGAUGAAUCCCUACCAAAGGGCAGCUUUGGGACCUGGAUGGCCUGGCAACUGGACGAGAACGCACAGCAGAUCCAGAGGGGCCAGAUCCCCAGCAAGUACAUGAUGGACCAGGAGUUCUACCGCAGACACAGUGUGACAGACAUGAAGGAAGAUGCCUCCAGUAAGACCCUAUCUGCAGCAGCCCGCAGGUCCUUCUUUAGGAGGAGACAGAAACACAAACGUAGCAGUUCCAAAGACAGCAAAGAGAUGGUGGCUCUGGACGCCGUCAGCACAGACUCCAUCCCCUUCCUAGAUGACUGUGUGAGCCUAGCAUACCAGCGGGUCCAGAAGGUGGAGUGCACCUCCCCAAGACCGGUACUGAUCCUUGGGCCACUUACUGACCCGGUCAAGGACAUACUGGUUAAAGAGUCUCCAGGGAAGUUCUGCAGAUGUGUACCAGAGGUGAUGAAGGCAUCUCAACAAGCCAUUGAGCGGGGUGUCAAGGACUGUCUCUUCAUUGACUACAAACGCAGGAGCGGCCAUUUUGAUGUGACCACUGUUGCCUCCAUCAAGGAAAUAGCAGAAAAGGACUGUCACUGUUUGCUUGAAAUUGCCUCCCAUGCUAUUGAAAGACUGCACAGCGUUCACAUCUAUCCCAUUGUUGUCUUCAUCCGUUACAAAAAUGCCAAGCAAAUCAAGGAACAGAAAGAUCCAGUGUAUCUGCGGGACAAAGUAUCUCAAAAACAUUCCAAGGAGCAAUUUGAAAGUGCACAGAAGAUAGAGCAAGAAUAUAGCAAAUUCUUCACAGGUAUUGUCCAGGGUGGCACCCUCCACUACAUUUGCACUCAGAUCAUGACUAUCGUUGAUCAAGAACAAAGUAAGGUCCUGUGGACCCCACUUGGCUGCCCCUAGAGGACACCGGCCACCACUACAGCAAGCUGCGACUUACAACUCCAACUCCAAACACUAACUAAACUUUCCACACUAUACCAAUAGGUACAUUACACUAAGCUUGUGUAAAUUCAUAUAUAUGUAUGUGUGUGUGUGUGUGUGUGUGUGUGUGUGUGUAUAUAUAUAUAU
Molecule: messenger RNA, 6681 nt
Organism: Lampris incognitus (smalleye Pacific opah)
Lineage: Eukaryota; Metazoa; Chordata; Actinopteri; Lampriformes; Lampridae
Gene: dlg5a
Product: discs, large homolog 5a (Drosophila)
Exons: 33
Coding region: 415-6513 (2032 amino acids)
Biological process (GO): regulation of apoptotic process
Molecular function (GO): protein binding
Source: RefSeq, a predicted model, not a curated record